Molecule: messenger RNA, 6134 nt
Organism: Oncorhynchus mykiss (rainbow trout)
Lineage: Eukaryota; Metazoa; Chordata; Actinopteri; Salmoniformes; Salmonidae
Gene: mcf2l2
Product: MCF.2 cell line derived transforming sequence-like 2
Biological process (GO): intracellular signal transduction
Cellular component (GO): cytoplasm
Molecular function (GO): protein binding; guanyl-nucleotide exchange factor activity
Source: RefSeq, a predicted model, not a curated record
GAUGAUGCUGAAGGGAUCUUCUCGCUCUCUCUCGCUCUAUCUCUCUCUUCAUUCUUUCAGAAGUAUGUAGUUAAAUGUUUGGGGCUGCCCCCCACUUAAAGAGGCAGUAAGCAGUAUAUUUAUGAUCUCCCUCCCUCCUCCCUGAUUUCCUGAUAGGUUGCUUGUGUGGUUGCUGUUGUUCUGAGAGAGCCUUGUGAGAGGUUAGACUGGAGCUGUGAGAAGCAGCUAGGGCUGGAAAAAGUGACAAAAGACUCAGACGCACUGCUUCCUUAGAAAAAACUCCUUUGCUGCCAAGGCUCUGUAAGAGCUGGGUGUGUGUAAAUGGGGGGGAGGGAGUGUAGGGGUGUGUGUGUGUGUGUGUCUGUCUGUCUGUGUCGUUACUCAGGAAGUCUGAAGAGAAGAAAGGGAUGAUAAUGGUAGAAAAGCAAGUCUGGACUAAGUUCUACUGGUGUAAUUUACCUCUGCCGCCUGGAUUAGUGACUUCUCUCUCUUCACACCCGACUAUCGUGUCGCUAUGAUGAAGAGAACUAGACAUGUCAUAGAUGAGAUCAUGCAGCAGGAGAUCAGGCCCCUGCUUGCUGUCGACAUCAUAGAGCAGCUGCAUCGGCAGUUUGCCCUGCUCUCAGGAGGAAGAGGGAAAGAUGGCGCCCCCAUCAUCACCUUCCCUGAAUACUCAGGCUUCGGCGACCUCCUAGACGAGGACUUCCAGAAUGUUGUCACAUAUCUGACUAGCAUCCCCAGUUUGGACGCUGCCAGCAUCGGUUUCGUUAUAAUCAUUGACCGCAGGCGGGACAAAUGGAGCUCAGUGAAGGCCUCGCUGACGCGGAUAGCGGGGGCAUUUCCAGGGAACCUCCAGCUGGUGUUGGUGCUGAGGCCCUCCCGUUUCUUCCAGAGGGCCGUCGCUGACAUAGGCAUGAAGCUGCACCGGGAUGACUUUAAAAUGAAGGUACCGAUUGUGAUGCUGAACUCCCUGUCUGACUUACAUGGCUACGUAGAUAAGGGCCAGCUAACAUGUGAGCUUGGUGGGAACCUGGAGUACUGUCACAGUCAGUGGAUCCACCACCGGACAGCCAUUGAGAACUUUGCUGUGACAGUGAAGACCACAGCCCAAAUGCUGCAGAAGUUUGGCACAGAUCUGUCUGAGACGGAGCUGCCUAAUGACGUGCAGUACACCAAAGACCUGCUAACUACUCACACUGAGAAGCAUGACAAACUAAAGGAUGAACUGAAAUUAGCGGUGCAACAGGGGACUACUCUGCUGGGCUGUAUCAAAGAGCAGGCCGCGAAGUCUGAGAACCACAAACUAAACCCAGACGAGAUGGAGAACCAGACUACAGUGGAAAGGUUGUUGGCCCAGCUGGAUGAGACAGAAAAUGCUUUUCAACAGUUCUGGUCCAAACAUUACCUCAAACUGGAGCAGUGCCUGCAGUUACGCCAUUUUGAACAUGACUUCCGAGAGGUGAAAGUGUCAUUGGACAGUCUGAUGGACACUCUGACUUUCCUGUCAGAUAUUGGGGACUGUGUCACCCGAGUGGAGAUGUUACUGAACGACCUCAAUACCUUAGAGGAGAAGGCUCAGGAGUCGUUAGAGAAGGCCCAGCUCCAUGCCCUACACGGGGACCAGCUGAUCCAGAGCAACCACUAUGCUGUGGACUCCAUACGGCCCAAGUGUGUGGAGCUCCGACGCAUCUGUGACAACUUCACCAAUGAGGCCAAGAAGAAAUAUGACAUCCUCUCCAAAUCAAACCAAAUACACAAAGGCAUAGACAAGGUGAACCAGUGGUGUGAGUCGGGGGUGUAUCUGCUGGCCUCUCAGGCAGUGGACAAGUGCCAGUCCCAGGAUGGAGCUGAGGCAGCGCUGCAGGACAUUGAGAAGUUCCUGGAGACGGCCAAAGAGAACCAACUGAGUGACCUCAAGAACAUCCACAACCAGUAUGAGCUAGUCCUCAACGCUGAAGUCAAGGCUAAUGUAAAGAAGGCUCUAAAAAGGUUGGACGAUGUACAGGAGAUGUUUGAGAAGAGACAGGUCAGUCUGAAGAAGCUUUCGGCCAAACAGACACGGCCCGUCCAGCCUGUGGCACCCCGGCCUGAGUCCUCUCCCAAUCGCCCCGCGCUCUCCAAAACACCCAGGACCACCGGCCCUGCCCCUGCACUCAGUCGAAGGACCUCAGAGAACUACAGUGCCACAAAGCAGCCCACGGAGGCUGAGCUCGCCAAAAAGAAAAAUUUAAGUCGCAAAGUCAAAGGGAGCCUCAAGAUUGAGGUAAUGCACGAGGCAAGCCAGGGAGGCUCCAGCCACAUCCUGGUGACGAACGAGACAGAGGAGAGUCUUUCAACCAGGCGGAGACACAUCAUGAAUGAGCUGAUUGAAACUGAGAGGCUGUACGUCGAGGAGCUGCAGAGCAUCAUGGAGGGGUAUGCUGCCGAGCUGGACAACACAGAGCUUUCCCCCCUAAUCCCUAUAGCACUGGAGAACAAGAAAGAUGUGCUUUUUGGCAAUCUCCCAGAAAUAUAUGAAUUUCACAACAGGACUUUUUUCAAAGAGCUUGAAAAUUGCAUGGAGAGGCCAGAGUUGGUGGGGACUUGCUUUUUGAACAGGAAAGAAGAGCUGCAGAUCUAUGAGAAAUACUGUCAGAACAAGCCCCGAUCAGAGGCAUUGUGGAGACAGUGUGGUGACGGCCUGUUUUUCCAGGAGUGUCAGAAGAAGCUGGACCACAAACUCUCCCUGGAUGCAUAUUUACUCAAGCCUGUGCAGAGGAUCACCAAGUACCAGCUGAUGCUCAAGGAGAUGCUGAAAUGCAGUAAGAAUCAGGAGGGUACUGCUGAGUUGGAGGAGGCCCUGGCCACCAUGCUGGACAUCAUCAAGUCUGUCAAUGACUCCAUGCAUCAGAUCGCCAUAACAGGAUUUGAGGGAAACCUUAGUGAGCUGGGGAAGCUUCUGAUGCAGGGCUCGUUCAACGUGUGGACAGACCACAAGAAGGGCCACAGCAAGGUGAAGGACCUGGCUCGCUUCAAGCCCAUGCAGAGGCACCUGUUCCUCUACAACAAGAUGCUGCUCUUCUGUAAGAAGCGGGAGGAGACCACGGACGAGAAGCCAUCCCCCUCCUAUAGCUUCAAGCACUCACUAAAGAUGAGUGCCGUGGGAAUCACAGAAAAUGUCAAAGGAGACAUUAAGAAGUUCGAGGUCUGGUAUAACGGCAGAGAGGAAGUCUAUAUUAUUCAGGCUCCCUCCAUGGAUGUGAAGAACAUGUGGGUGUCAGAGAUCCGAAAAGUUCUGACGGGCCAGCUCGAAGCUUGCAGAGAGGCUAGUCAACUCCAUCAGAAGAUCACUGAGAAUGUGUAUCAUGCUCCCAUGAGAAACAUGCGCAAAAUGGCCCUGAGGCAGUCGGACUCGUCUAGCCCGGAGACAGGCUUCAGGAGGAGCAACCCCAGCCCCAACAUGAGACAGAAACGAGCUGAGGCUUCUGCAACUAAUAACCCUGACCACAAUGCUGCUCUCGCUAGAAAGCGCUUCACCUUGCAGGGCCUCUCCAAUAGAAGGUCUCUUCCCUCAGCCGAUCCUCCAUCUAAGGUGACAGAUGUCACGCGCCGCUUCUCUUUAGCCUCCUCUAUCAGUGUCUCCGCCACCAGACGCACAAAAGGUCCUCCUUCAACUCAUGUUAAAAAGACCAAAAGACAUGAGAUAAAGAGUGAUCCAACACCAUUCGGUUAUGAAGAUACAUUACGCAGUGCUAUCCCUGCUGCGAGCAGACACAAAGGCACCACAAGCACUGAUUCAGCUGUGCCUAGGUCCACUUCUCAACCAGGCUGGACCCAACGGUGUUUGCCUUCAAUGGACACAGAGGACUUUGAAACCAUCCAUUCGAGUGCAGAGGAGCUCUCCAACUCUUCGGAUGGUGAGGACCAGUCCAGUAAUAAAAAUGGGGACAAUGAUCGCUUCCGUGUCCAGUUGACGUACGAGUCGAGGACAGCGCAGGACCUGUCUCUGGAGUCAGGAGAUUUAGUACAGUUCCUGGAUGAGGCAGAGAAUGGCCACUGGCUAGUCAAGAAUCUUAUUACUCAGAAGACAGGUCUGGUACCGCCCAGUGUACUUCAGACAGCAGCAGAAGGAGGUCACUCAUACUGUAACACUACUGAUAUCUUCAGUGACAUGUGCACAGCAGCUCUGUCUGACUCAGAGGAAAAUGAAACCAGUACGUGGGGAGAUGUAUCUCAGGAAAGUAGAUAAGCAUGAUGGACCAUUUGGCAAUGAACUUCUGGAACAUGCUGUUAGCCCAACUUGGUCAAGCUUCAAAGUGGGGGAGCAAUUUCAGCUGCUCUGCUCAGACAGAGAAAAAGCAAGUCUGAAGUCAAGUCAAUAGUGGUGUAGGUGCCCUCUGUUGUUGCUAUGCUACACUGAAAAUAAGACUUUUGCUCGGCUCAGCUACUGAGAUUAAAGAAAAUAACUUUUACCACCAUUUUGCCAUGUGUCAAACCCUGUACUUGAUUCGUGCUCUCAAAGAUAUUCUGACGUACCUUUGAUGCACACCACACUCCCUCCUGUGGCCUAAUCAAGGGUGUAUUCAUUACAUCUUUCAACGGAAACCGUUUACUGUUUAAGAACCAAACAGAAACAAACAGAAUGAAAUGGGUAGGGAAUUACCUGAAUUUGUCCAAUAGAAACUUUAGUUUUUGUUGGAAAACGUUUUGCAACAGAAUAGGCAUAAUGAAUACACCCCAGGUAACCUUUUGUGAGGAGGGUCAUCCUGAACACAGUGGGCCAGGAAGUACCACCAUGGAAACUGGAGAUCUUUCCAUCGAGGGGAAUAUGUUUGAUCUAUAGACUUAAUUGGAGACAAGCUUGAUUGUAUUCUUACCUUUUAAAAAUCCUUAAAGUUUAAAUUUCUUCAAACUUUGUUUCGUACUGCUGAAUUCCUUGCCCGUUCAGUUGUUUUAUAAAUAACUGAGGGAUUUCUCAUUUUGCAAGAUAUAUUAUUCUAUUCCCUGAACAAAAUAAAUAGCUCUUUACUUCAUCUUAUGUACAUACAUGUUAUAUAUUUCUUUUUUUUCACUCGUGUAAAAUCUGUGUAUAACUAUUCUAUAAAUAUCAAUUCCCAUCUGAUCAUUAUAUAAGUAUUCAUGCCAUCUUCUUUCAGAUUCUGGCUUGUGCCUCCCCAUUGGAUUCAUCUCAAAUCUACUGUAUGUCCUGGUUGGAAUGUAGUGAAUUCACCCAUGAAAUAGCAUCUUAUGGUUGAUUAUGAUUACAAGCAUUGAACAUAGUGCAUUGUUUGAAUAAGUUCAAUGCUAUGAUUGUAAUGAGAAUAUUCAAAUUUUACUGUACAGAAUAUUUAUUGCUAUACGCUGUGUUCCCAAUAUAUAAUGUUUCACUAUUAUGCAUAUUUAGGAACUAGCUAAGAGCCAUCAGUGAUAUGACUCAUAUGAUCCUUCAACAGUUUAUCAUCUGACUUUUGUAUAAAUAUCAGUGUUUCUAAGCCAUAGAAUGGCGUUGAAUGCCCCAGAUAUUAUAUAACAUACCUGAGAUUGUCUACGGCCACAGUAUUCCAAUCUUGAAAUAUAAAGAGCCUCAAAAAGCUGUAUUGCUACUGCAAACAUUUUUGUAUUUAUUUAUUUGACUUUUAUAUCCAGGUUAGUCAUUGAGAACCAAUUUUUUUUCACAAUAACAACAUAGUAUUCAAUUAACUUGUCGCAUCAUCUCAAUGUGAUUAGAUCUUCUCUGAAUAUGACCGUCAGGGAACAUUUCAACAGUGUUUUAACAAUUUGGGGUGUUUUAAGAAUUGGAAGACGCUGAAAGUUAUCAGCACGUUCUCAAAGGGACUGAAGACAGAGGAAACUCUAGAUGCAGUGUGGUAAAUCCUGGUGAUGGAAUGUGAAGAAGAGGUCUGGACCUUUGCAAAAAAUAUCUAAGACGUUAUGAAAUUCAGCCAAAAGGCAAAUGAAUUCCCACAAAGUAGCUGCCUUUUUAGACAGGUUUUUGACUCAAUUGUGAUGAUUUAAGGCUGUGUUAAAAUGAAAUGUCAUUAUUUAAGGUGAAAUCAGAAUAAAUCUGUGACUGUUUUUAUGAACCAUGCCAUCUAAGUGAUGUGUAAAUUAUUUUUUCUGUAAAGUAUAUGAUGGAAUACAUGUCUUGAAAGCCA